Molecule: messenger RNA, 1578 nt
Organism: Striga hermonthica
Lineage: Eukaryota; Viridiplantae; Streptophyta; Magnoliopsida; Lamiales; Orobanchaceae
Source: the annotation of a GenBank genome assembly
AUGUCGAGCAAGCUGAAGAAGGCGAUCGGCGCCGUGAAGGACCAAACCAGCAUCAGCCUCGCAAAAGUCUCGUCGAGCGGCGGCGGCUGCAACGCCCUGGAGGUCUCCGUCCUGAAGGCCACUUCUCACGACCCUUCCGUUCCCCUCGACUGCAAGCACGCCCUCGAGAUCGUCCGCCUCGUCUCUUCCAGCAAAUCCCACGCCGCCGCUGCCGCCCGCGUCCUCGGCAAACGCAUUGGCCGCACCCGCAACUGGGUCGUCGCCCUCAAAUCCCUCAUCCUCAUCCUCCGUAUCUUCCAAGACGGCGACCCUUACUUCCCCCGCGAAGUCCUCCACGCCAUGAAGCGCGGGGCCCGCAUCCUCAACCUCUCCUCCUUCCGCGACGACUCCUCCUCCUCUUCCCCUUGGGACUUCACCUCCUUCGUCCGAACCUUCGCUCUCUACCUCGACGAGCGCCUCGACUGCUUCCUCACCGGAAAACUCCAACGCCGAUCCUCCAACCACCACCACGACCACCACCGGAGCAAGAACCGGGAACCGAACGAGCCCGUGCGCGACAUGAAACCGGCCAUGCUCCUCGACCGCAUGUCCCACUGGCAACGCCUGCUCGACCGAGCCAUCGCCACGCGGCCCACGGGCGCCGCGCGGGCCGACCCGCUCGUCCGCGCGGCCCUCCACGCGAUCGUGCGCGAGAGCUUCGACCUCUACCGGGACGUCUCGGACGGGCUCUCUCUCGUCCUCGACAGCUUCUUCCACCUACAGUACCAAAACUGCGUGGCGGCCUUCCACGCCUGCGUGAAGGCCGUCAGGCAGUUUCCCGAGCUCGCCGCGUUCUAUUCCCUCUGCAAAAGCCUCGACGUCGGCCGGAGCUCCGAGUAUCCGAGCGUCCAAGUCGUCUCCGACGAGCUCGUUGAGACGCUCGGGGAGUUUCUCAAGGACCAGUCGUCGUUCUCGGCCGGACCGGCGGCGGCAGCGGUGGCGCCACCAUUUCCUCGGCCGCCGCCGCAGCCGGAGCGUGGCUCAUCACUGGAGGAGCUGAUAAGCGCGACGGAGACGACGGCGGGGUUGGUCGGGCCCGUGAUAUCGAUCGACCUCGAGACAUACCCGACGGAGGCGGCAGCGAACGACGGGGAUGCGUUCGGGCCGAGCGACACGGGGUCGAGCAGGUCGCUGCCCGCCACAUCAUCGAUCGUGGACCUCAUGUCGCUCGAGGAUUGGGCGGAGGAACCGAAUAAUUGGGAGGUUGUGCUGGCCGAGACGAUGUCGACGCCUACGUCAUCAUCGGCCGUGUCGAUGUCACGGGAGGAAAUGCCGAACGAUCAUUACGUUAACCCGUUUCUGGUGGAUCAUCACGACCCAUUUGAACCGACGGCCCAAGGGGUGGCUGUGCCGACUUUCCAGGCACGGAUUACGGGCGGGGAUGACCCGUUUGGGGAGAAGAAAGGCGGGGACGACCCGUUUGGGGAAUUUACAGGUGAGACGAUGUUUGGUGGAGCAAUGGACCUGCAGAAAUUGAAGCAGCAACAAGAGAUGUGGUUGCAGAACCAAAACAAGAUUAUAGCUAAAAAUUGGAGCUGA